ACUCAUGCACCGGUAACCUCACUGUGUAGCGGGGUCAAUCCGAGCAGGAUCUUUGCGCGCCUCCUCGCCCUCGUACCCGCGCACUCUGUCUUUGGCUCGGUUACGCACUGUGCGCCGCGCUUUUACGCAGGUGUGGAUAUUUUGAAGAUCCAGUGCACACAUGGCUGCGUUAACCUUAUCCAGAGCGGACAAUUUCCUGCACAAUUUCUUACAGGAUCGCACUCCCAGCUCCUCUCCAGAGAGCGGUCCUAACACCCUUUCUUUUUUGGCCACCACAUGCAGUCAGGCUUGGCAGGAGGGGUCACAGCUCCCUUACGAGGGUCCCGUGGGCUCUGCUACCAGCAUGUUUCAGCUCUGGAGCAAUGACGUGUCCCCUAACUCCAGCUUGAGCGCUCACCAGAUGACCUUUACCAUGCCCAAAAUGCAGUUCCCCGGCCACAUGCAGCCCACCCUGGGCUCGCACGCCCAUCACCACCAUCACCACCACCAUCACCACCACGAGCUGCCCCUCACGCCUCCGGCCGAGCCCCCUUCUGCCUACUCGUUCGAGCUGUCUCCGGUAAAGAUGCUCUCCUCCCAGACGCAGGGGAACGCGGCGUACUACGCUCAGCACAACGCUGUGGGUCAGAACUUUCCCAGCUUCCUUCAAAAUGCUUCAGGAAGACCUCACCUGCCCGGCGGGCACGUCGAGGACGGCCAGCAGUGGUGGAGUCUCCCUCAGACUAGCAGCGCACCCUCCAGUCACCCCUUUUCUUUGGGACGGCAGCUGGUUUUGGGCCACCAGCCUCAAAUUGCUGCACUCCUGCAGGGCACCUCAAAGGGUCUGUUGAGCUCCACUCGUCGCUGUCGCAGGUGCAAAUGCCCCAACUGCCAGUCCUCGGGAAACGGAGGUGCUGCUCUAGAGUUCGGGAAGAAAAGACUGCACAUUUGUCACAUUCCAGAUUGUGGCAAAGUUUACAAAAAAACCUCUCACCUGAAGGCGCACCUGCGCUGGCACGCCGGCGAGCGUCCCUUCAUCUGCAACUGGCUCUUCUGCGGGAAGAGCUUCACACGCUCAGAUGAGCUCCAGAGGCAUCUCCGCACGCACACCGGGGAGAAGCGCUUCGGCUGUCAGCAGUGUGGGAAAAGGUUUAUGAGGAGCGAUCAUCUCUCCAAGCAUGUGAAGACCCAUCAGAGCAGGAAGAGCCGGUCCGGUCAGCCCGUUCACGGUGGGACCGAUGCACUGCUAAGCAACAUCAAGAGAGAGUAGAGAAGGCAAAAUGCAAAAGAACUCAAUAUAGUAUCUGGAAUGAGACCAGAGACCUUACAAGGACAUCUGAGGUUUUUUAACAGAUAUUCCAAACAGCAAUAGGGACAUGGGCCUGUUUCCAUUUGAAAACACUGGAGCGAACGCACACGAUGCUGCACCGAAACCAACCUUUGAGAUUUUAAAGAGACUUUCGGUCACAGCAGAAGUUCUCUCAUUGUGAUAGAUCUAAUACAAGUGACAAUUUGGUAUGUCUCUGGAUGCAAAGACUUCUCUUGACCAAACUUUGCCCUUGCACAUUUAUUUAAAGAUUUUAAAUCAAAAGCUACAGAAGUUUCUUUGAACAGCACAAUGACAAGUAUUUGUUACUUGGUGGAACUGUCAUUUGUUUACAUUUUGUUGUUGCUUUGUUUUAGGGGGAAUUGAUGCCUUAUGUUGAAAUCAUAAAUUCUAGUUGCAAAAUUUGCAGAGAAACUUCGUAUCAGUUGAAAUCUUAAUCCCUAUAGUUUCAAAACACGAACCACAUGUAUAUAAUGUUUAUACAGUGCACAGUUCUAUGAAGACCAGCAUGUGAAAUAUUAAUAAACAUGAAUAACUUUGCAAAUCAAAAUCUUGUGGUUUGUUUUGUUCAUUGCUUCUUAGCACAAAAAAAUCCGUGUAAUACCUUGUCAAGUUUGUUUAAACAGAUGUGUGAAGUUCAGCAAAUGGCUAAUGUUAAAUCUAACGCAGUGUGUCGAACCUCAGCGUUUAGCAUUUAUUCAAAUGUUAAUGUAAUGGCAUUCAGGAUGCUAAUUUAAGAUGGCCAUUGUUUCUAAGGUGUCGAGGAAGCACUUAAAGGACGGACAAAUGAUUGGAGAGUCUUCAGACAUUUUACAGUUGUCAGUAAAGUCGGGC
This is a messenger RNA of Pimephales promelas (fathead minnow), 2140 nucleotides long. It is a transcript of the gene sp5l, whose product is annotated as Sp5 transcription factor-like. The record is from RefSeq and is a predicted model, not a curated record. Lineage: Eukaryota; Metazoa; Chordata; Actinopteri; Cypriniformes; Leuciscidae. Gene Ontology annotation, biological process: regulation of transcription by RNA polymerase II. Gene Ontology annotation, molecular function: DNA-binding transcription factor activity, RNA polymerase II-specific; RNA polymerase II cis-regulatory region sequence-specific DNA binding.